Molecule: messenger RNA, 744 nt
Organism: Cetraspora pellucida
Lineage: Eukaryota; Fungi; Glomeromycota; Glomeromycetes; Diversisporales; Gigasporaceae
Source: the annotation of a GenBank genome assembly
AUGGGAUUUUUUGAUAGUUACAAUUCAACAAGACUAAGUGCAAUAAAAGAAGAAGCAUUAUGUUAUAGUUUACCGUAUGGUGUUUUGGGGGCUGCCGGUUGGGUAUUAGCGCUUAUCACUACCGUGCGAGUAUACAUGAAUGAUCCCAAAGAAAGAAAUCUUUCAUAUAAAAUUCUUAGAAUUAUUACAACCAUAGGGCCGAUUAUCUAUACAAGUAUUCGUUGCAAUGCAAAUUGGGAAUUUAUAUUAAUUGCAUUUAGUAGGCUCGGUCCAUGGGCUUGCACAAUGGCUUAUGAUCGUAUAGAGAGAACGAAAGAAGAGAAGAGUGAACAGAUAAAUUUAGUAAUAAAUAAGGUUUUAGUGUGUGCAUCAAUCGCUCUUCCUGUUAUUGGUAUCGUAGCGGUGUUUCAAUUGAUUAUGGUUGAAUUAGAAAAUAUUAAUUCUAAGUGGCAAGUUGUACUUUGCAUAAUUUUUUCAGUAAUAGUUAUAUUGGGGAUGGGGUAUUGUUGUGGGAAAUGUUUGAAUUGUUGUAUGUGCUGUUUGAAUAAACGAGCUUCUGAAGUCUUUGUAUAUUACUUUGUAAUCACUACUAAUAUAUUUGUAAUAGAUAGUUUUCUUGCUGCCCUUUUUGAUGAUACACUUGGGAUUCCUCAUGACACUCCAGGAUUAGUAUCAGCUAUUAUCUUUCUCAUCGGGAAAAAUUGGAAUAUGAUUGGUCUUAUAUGUGAUCUUUUGUGCCCGUAA